ACGCGGGGCGGGAGCGGAUCCGUGCGCCGAGAGGUUGCUAAGGGUGAAAGUUUGCCGUGAGUUGGCUCACUCGGGGCCAGGGCGCGGGCGGCUCUGGGGUACAGCAGCGGCAUCCACAGCACAGCACCGGGCCCGCCCCGCGCCGACGGGGACAAGGGAGGGAGGGGACGGAAGAGACGGGGCACAGCAGAGACCUGCCGGCAGCGCCCUCAGCCCCCGCGACAGCCGCCAGCAGCCGCCGGCCCUGGAGCCGAGGACGAAGUCUCUUUGGAGUCAAAAUUUGUCUAUGUUUCUGUCAUUUUGUCACUUUUAAUACACUGCUCUGACUUGCUUGCUGGGAAGAGAGUAUGCAUCUGGAGAUCAAAGUUGCUCUUAACUUCAUCAUCUCAUACCUGUACAACAAGCUUCCUCGGAGGCGGGCAGACCUGUUUGGUGAGGAGCUAGAGCGCCUACUGAAGAAGAAGUAUGAGGGUCACUGGUACCCAGAGAAACCUCUGAAGGGAUCUGGCUAUCGCUGUGUUCAUAUAGGGGAGACAGUGGAUCCGGUGGUGGAGCUGGCGGCCAAGCGGAGUGGGCUGGCUGUGGAGGACGUGCGUGCCAAUGUGCCAGAAGAGCUGAGUGUCUGGAUUGAUCCUUUUGAGGUUUCCUACCAGAUCGGUGAGAAGGGCUCUGUUAAGGUUCUCUACCUAGAUGACAGUGAGGGCUGCAGUGCUACAGAGCUGGACAAAGAAAUCAAGAGCAGCUUCAACCCCGACGCCCAGGUAUUUGUCCCUAUCGGCAGCCAGGACAACUCGCUGUCCAACUCUCCAUCCCCCUCCUUUGGCCAGUCACCCAGCCCCACCUUCAUCCCUCGCUCCGCGCAGCCCAUCACUUUCACCACUGCCACCUUUGCUGCCACCAAGUUCGGCUCGACCAAGAUGAAGAAGGGUGGAGGAGCCGGAGGAGGGGGUGGUGGAGCAGGGGCUGUGCAGCAGCCGAGAAUGGUCAGGUCUCCCACCACCAACCUGUUGAAGCACAAGGGCCUCUCCCUGUCUAUGCACUCUCUGAACUUCGUCGGGAGCACUGGGAGCCAAGCCCCACAGUCCCAGCUCUCCCCCAAUGCCAAGGAGUUCGUUUACAGUGGCGCCUCGCCGGGAGCCAGCAGUCUCUUCUUCGAUGGUGUUGCCGGUGAGAGCCAGGCCAGCAGCAUCCCGCCAGCAUCGCAGUUCAACGCCAGCACAGGUGGUACCUUUGAUAUGGCUCAGGUCUUCAGUGGCAGCACCAAUAGCCUCUUUUUGGAAAAGUCUCCCUUUGUGGAAGGACUCAGCUACAACCUGAAUGCCAUGCAGUAUCCUAGCCAGUCGUUCCAGCCCGUUGUCCUGGCCAACUGAAUGCAAAGGAAGGAGAGUAUUUUGGGGCAGGGAGGGAGGGGGGAAACAAGAACAAAACAAACAAGAGGGAGAAAAAAGAAAAAUAGAAAUAUACAAAAAAAAUAGUGAAACCUUAUAAGUAUAGGUUCUUGGGAAAAGAGAGAGCUCAGUGUUGUUGCGCUGUGCUGGUAAUGCUCCUGAAGCACUGAAUUGUUUUUUAACUCAGUACCUGUGCUUUUUUCCUACUCACUUUUUUACUCCUUAAAAUGAGUCUUGGGCUUUUUGUUUGUGUUCCCCCUUCCCCCACCCCAGCCCAGGACUGGUGCAACUGUAGGUCACAAUGCUCCUGAUUCCCUGCACCACCCCCUGCCCCAUGCUGGACACAAGGUCCUUCCACCUGGGUGUAGGGAUGCCAUCUUCAUACCACCGUGCUGGAGGAGGGACAAGAAGAGGAUGAGUCAGUGUUGGUGAGGACACACACACACUCUUGUUGCGUGUUAGCCAGAAUGGGUGGGUGAGCUUGCUUUUUCUGUUAGUGCUCUGCAUGCAGACGGAGAACAUCGCCUGUGCCCACGGGCGCAGACCAUUGUGCUGUUGUGGCUCCAGCCCAGGCUGGCAUCAACUGUUCUGUCUGUGUGCUGAAAAGCACUAACUCUUCUCCUUGACCAUCUCCCAGCACGUCACAGGGCAGAGCAUUACUGUGAAAUGGCUUCUUCCUGCUCCCUUCCUCAUCUGCACUUGCAGCUGUGGCUACUGGGGCACAGUGCUUUGAGCUUAGUGGCUCUGGUUACUGGACCUUUCUGUACCUGAGCAAGAGGUCCAUUUUAUGCUCUCUCAGGGCUGCCCAGUCAGUCUGGAUGACAGCCCCUGUGGUGUAAAAACACCACCUGCCUCUCUCUGUGGCUUGGGGGAGGAGGCACUGAACCAGCUGGACCCCACUUGGAUCUUGCCCCCACUCCCCAGACGUUCUCCCCAGCAACAGGGGCCAGCAUUCACUUGGGGUGCCCUCAAAGGUCAGAGUUCUCAUUAUCUGCUGUGAAUUUAUCUUCUUGUCUCAGAGAGGAAAUUCCUUCCUUUUUAGUUGGUGAGGCAGCACAACUUUUCAGGAAGAUGCGGUGAUGUUGUUGAAGCUGCUGUCUUGAGUGGUAGCAUAAGGGUUUAUGCUUUCAGCUGGGUAUGCACCUGAGGAAAUUCCUUCCCUUGCCUUUCUGGAGAAGCAUGAGGAGGUGACUGAUCCAGUGAGAAAAGGAAGCACCUAUCAUAGAUUCCUCAUUCCAGCCACAUCGCAUCAGCAUGGACAGCAGCAAGCUUAGGGCAGAGCUGGAAUGGACUCUCCAAAGGCAAGUGGUCAUCUCAGGCUGUGAAUGUAUAGUGCCUCUUCACAGCGGGGAUGAGAUCUGGGAUUCUGCAGCUCUCUCCAGGAUGAUGUGCUGCAGUCAGGCAGUAGUGGCUGUUCAGCUUCUGAUCCCUUCUGUGUUGAGGACUCCAAAACCUGCCUUCAGAGAAAGCCAAAGGAGGGCUGCUUCAUGUCCAGGAAGGGUGGAGGCUUUUUAGGUGGAAAGGGAGGUCUCCUUGGAGGCUGCUGUGUGAGCAUGGAAGUGUGCAAAGAGGAGAGAGAUGGAGAUGAUGAAACUCCAGUCUUAGAAGUUCUCAGUUUAAGUGAAAAAUAAGCUUUUGCUGCUUCCCAAACUUGAGGUUUGGUUUUCUUGUAAUGAUGCUUCUUGGAGCACAGUCUGAAAUCCACUCCUCCUGCACUUGUGGAACCUAUGUGCUCUUUUAAGAAAUCUCUUUCAGGUGAGAUGAGCUUGGCCACGUGCUUUUCCUGCUCCCUUCCCAGAGAUGGAGGCACUCCAGCCCUUUUGUAGUUGUGUUGCCUGUGAGUGUUUACAGAAGGUAAUGGGCUGUCUCAGGGAGACUGUCUCUGCCCAGAGCUCUCCAAGGAGAGUUUCCCAUGCACCCUUCCCCUCGAUGGGUGAUGGUGCGCAUGGUCCUGACCUCGUGCCCAGCACGGGUUCCCAAGCAGGCUGCUUGCUAUUGAGCUAUGACCAAUGCAGCAGGUGGGUGAGGAGAGCAGAGCUCAGCCAGUUUCCCCAAAGCUGGUGCCCACAACCUCAACCCUGCAGGUUUCCAGACUGGGACAAGUUGGUGAGGAAUGGCCCAGCUGUUGUGUUUCCCUCUUUCAUUUGAACCCACCGCUUUCAACGGAUGCUGCCACUGCCAUGGAGUCCUUCUCCCCAACAGGGUGCUGCUGGAUGCCACCCCACAUGCUGCACUGGACUCUGAGAGGUGCUCAGCCCCUGAUGGCAGCGUCUGGUCCAGUUGUCCCCCCCUACCACCGUCUCCACAUCUGGCAAAGCCACCUGUGAGCCACUGCCGUGAGACAGCACGCUCUCCUCCAGCACAGGGAGGGAGGGAAGAAGUGGGGAUGUCCCCUGUCCACCUGCUUAUGUGUGUGAAGCUUUGAUGCUGCUUUGCCCUGCCACACGUAUUAUACCUGCUUUAGAAAUAGUGGUGUGAGUGGGAGGAAAAGAAGAGGGACCAACCUCUUUGCAUCUUAAAAGGAAAAAAAGUGUGCUUCAGAAAUGUUCCU
Messenger RNA from Ficedula albicollis (Collared flycatcher), 3939 nucleotides. It is a transcript of the gene TOB2, whose product is annotated as transducer of ERBB2, 2. The coding region runs from base 348 to 1370 and encodes 340 amino acids. Gene Ontology annotation, molecular function: transcription corepressor activity. Lineage: Eukaryota; Metazoa; Chordata; Aves; Passeriformes; Muscicapidae. Gene Ontology annotation, cellular component: nucleus; cytoplasm. The record is from RefSeq and is a predicted model, not a curated record. The transcript has 2 exons. Gene Ontology annotation, biological process: regulation of gene expression.